This is a messenger RNA of Paramecium sonneborni, 396 nucleotides long. The record is from the annotation of a GenBank genome assembly. NCBI's taxonomy places the organism in Eukaryota, Ciliophora, Oligohymenophorea, Peniculida, Parameciidae.
AUGUCUAAAUCAAGAGUUGGUCCUAAAUUACUGCUCUAACUUAAUAUAAGAAUAGGACCAGAUGAUGAUAUAGUGCCUGAUGAACCGUUUUGUUAAGUUUAAAAUUAAACUGUGUUGAUUAAAGAAUAAUAAAGGUAUGAUGCAAAAGGAAGGUAGAUUAAAAAAGGCAAAAAUUACUCAAUAGAAUUUGAUAAUUGUGUAACAGUUUGUGUAUAUGAUCCAAAUGAUGAAGUCUUAUAAAUUAAAGAAACUCUUUCUUAACUCUCAAAUCUUGAUAUAAUAAAGGUUAGCUUUAGAAACUAACAUUAUAUUAACAAUAAACAAUAAUAAACUGACUAAUAAUUGAGGCCAAUUUUGAAAAGAAAAAACUCUUCACAUUUAAAUGUAUAGAAAUGA